Sugiyamaella lignohabitans is the source of this 1077-nucleotide messenger RNA. It is a transcript of the gene HOM6, whose product is annotated as homoserine dehydrogenase. Bases 1 to 1077 code for a protein of 358 amino acids. Gene Ontology annotation, biological process: aspartate family amino acid biosynthetic process; L-homoserine biosynthetic process. The record is from RefSeq and is a predicted model, not a curated record. NCBI's taxonomy places the organism in Eukaryota, Fungi, Ascomycota, Dipodascomycetes, Dipodascales, Trichomonascaceae. The transcript has 2 exons. Gene Ontology annotation, molecular function: NADP binding; homoserine dehydrogenase activity; aspartate kinase activity.
AUGUCAGGAGUCAACGUAGCUAUUAUUGGAACUGGUCUUGUUGGAUCGGCCUUUGUUCGCCAACUCCAGGCUGUUCAGAAAAAGUCACCUGGCGUCUUCAAUGUCAUUCUUGUUGCCAGAUCCAAGGCUACUUAUGUUUCUAAAGACUAUUCUCCACUUUCUUUGGACUCUUACUCCACUGGUUCAAGUGAUCUUCUUAACAUUGAACAAAUUGCCGCUUACCUUGAAAAGUCUCCUAAGCCAGUGAUCUUGGUUGACAACACCUCUAAUGAGGACUGGGCAAAUUCUUACCCAUUGUUUCUCUCCAAAUCUAUCUCUGUUGCUACUCCUAAUAAAAAGGCAUUCUCCAGCUCUUUGGACUUGUGGAAGAAGGUUUUUGGUGCCAGCAAUGGCCCUAAGGGCGGAUUGGUUUACCAUGAAGCUACUGUUGGUGCUGGUCUUCCUGUCCUUGGACCUCUCAACGACCUUGUCGCUACUGGUGACGAAAUUGUUAAAAUCGACGGUAUUGUAUCUGGAACUUUGAGUUAUAUCUUCAACGAAUUCUCUACUAUCGAGGGAUCAACUGUAAAGUUCUCUGAUGUUGUCAAGAAAGCCAAGUCCCUUGGUUACACCGAGCCUGAUCCAAGAGAUGAUCUGAAUGGUCUUGAUGUCGCUCGUAAGGUCACUAUUUUGGCUCGUUUGUCUGGCCUUCCUGUAGAGUCACCUACUUCAUUCCCUGUUGACUCUCUUAUCCCCAAGCCACUCGAGUCAGCUGCCUCUGCUGACGAGUUCUUGGAGAAGCUCCCAGAAUACGAUGGUGAGCUUGACAAAUUAAGACAAGAAGCUCAAGCUGAAAACAAGGUACUAAGAUUUGUUGGUAAGGUUGACAUUGCUGCUGGUGCUGUUAAGGUUGGUAUUGAAAAGUACGACGCUUCUCACCCAUUCGCGUCUCUUAAGGGCAGUGACAAUGUUAUCUCUAUCCAGUCCGAGAGAUAUGCUAGCCCUCUCAUUAUUCAAGGUGCUGGAGCUGGUGCUGAGGUCACUGCUGCUGGUGUUUUGGCUGAUGUUUUCAAGAUCGAGCAGAGAUUGAGAAAGUAG